This is a messenger RNA of Caretta caretta (loggerhead turtle), 9638 nucleotides long. It is a transcript of the gene GAB3, whose product is annotated as GRB2 associated binding protein 3. Gene Ontology annotation, molecular function: signaling adaptor activity. NCBI's taxonomy places the organism in Eukaryota, Metazoa, Chordata, Testudines, Cheloniidae. The record is from RefSeq and is a predicted model, not a curated record. Gene Ontology annotation, biological process: signal transduction. Gene Ontology annotation, cellular component: cytoplasm.
GGCUCCGGGCGGCGGCUUGUGGCCAGCCUGGCUGGCGGCUCGUUGCAAGGCGGGGGGCUUCCAGCGCCCCGCUUGUCGCCACCCGGUGCCCUGCGGCGUGGGAGGGAGGCGGUGUUCGCCGUGUCUCCAGCCCACGCCCUGCUUGGCGCGCGGACCAGUGCAGCGGAUUUCGGAGCCGCGCCCCGGCCAGAGCCCCCCUGGCCCGCCCGGAGCCGCCGCAGGUUCCUUCUCCGAACGUUGUGCUGGCGGCUCGCACCGGCUUCCCCCGGCGUGUGUGUGUGUUUGCCUGCGCCCUGCCUAGCCCAAUCCCAAGCCAGGCUGAUUAAACCGAAGGGACGCUAUUGCACCAGGGUGGGCGUGGGAGAAUAACCGGCGGCGUGUCGGUAGCAGGGUGGGUGUGGGUAUUUUGCACACGCUUGUUUUUGUUUAUCCCUGUCCUCUCGGCCCCGUCACGUGCUCUGUGUGUUGCAUUGUGUUGUCCGUGGGAGGGGGGAGCUGCCUGUGUCCGUGCUCAAUGUUGUGACUUCCUCCUUGCGCUGUAGCAGCAUUGGAAACACAGCUGAAGGCAGCCGAUUGCUGCUAGUUUCAAAUUGGCUGGGAAGGAACAAUACACACAAGCGCGCACACCCUGGAUUCCGGGUCUCUUCUCUUUGACAGGGGGGGAAGAUGAGCUCGGGGGACGUUGUUUGCACUGGAUGGCUCAUUAAAUCGCCCCCCGAGAAGAAGCUGAAGCGAUAUGCAUGGCGGAAACGCUGGUUUGUGCUCCGCAGGGGCCGCAUGAGUGGGAACCCGGACGUUCUGGAGUACUACAGAAACAACCAUUCCAAGAAACCCAUUCGGAUCAUAGACCUUAAUGAGUGUGAAGUGCUGAAGCAUUCAGGGCCCAACUUCAUCAAGAAAGAAUUUCAGAAUAACUUCGUCUUCAUCGUGAAAACUACCUACCGCUCCUUUUAUUUGGUGGCCAAAACGGAGGAGGAAAUGCAGUUAUGGGUUCACAACAUCAGCCAGAUCUGUAACUUCGGACACUUGGAAGAUGGCACAGAUUCUGUGGAGAGCCUGUCUCACACCACCUCAUCCCUCCAGCCCUCGCCAGCCGUCUCCACCCAUACCUCAAGGGUCGCAGACCCCUCCUCCUCUGUAGGCAGUGCCACCACGGACGCCUCUGCUUCCGAAGAGACCAGGAGUGAGUCGGAGUCAGUCUUCCUCCCCGAUUACCUCUUCCUAUCAAACUGCGAGACGGGCAAGUUCAAUCAUAUCAGAUGUGACAGCUGGUCAAAUUCCGACAGAUCCCUGGAGCAGGCCUCAUCAGAUGACGUUUUUGUUGAUGCCUUGCAGUCUCAACCCUCCCUUCACGUACAGCCAUCUGGCAACGGCGUGGUGCACCAGGAUGGGGGCCAGCCAGCGAAUCAUGGGAUUCUACCCAGAAGCAUAGACGUUAGCGGGCCGUACAGUGACGUCUCCUCCUCCUCUCCGCUCUCAGGGCCUCCUUUAACACCAACCUUUCAGAUUGAUAAAAGCCAAGCCGCACUGCCCUAUGGCGUAACUGAACUGGAUAUUUUGUCUAACACGCCACCACCCCGGCCACCCAAACCAACCCAUUUCUCAGACCGGAGCGGGGAGGAGCCAUCCAACGGGGCUCUUCAGAAUGGACACGGUGGGAUCUGCGGGGCUCAGAUUGCCUUGGUGCCAAGAAGAAUCUCCUUGUCCAGUUUGGAUAACGUGCGGCACUGGAAAGCCAACAUGGAAGGAAGCUCUCUCAGAAGUCGAGAUAAGAGGCUUAGUUUGAAUUUGCCAUGUCGAUUCACCCCACUCUACUCUUCAGCAUCGGACAAUACGGAGGACAGUUAUGUACCUAUGCACCCCAGCACCUCUCCGCCCAUCCCAGGAUCAGAUUGCUCACCCGAUGGCUACACUCCCAUGAGCCCAAGCUCAGCGACCUUUACCUUUCCUGUAGUCAACAAUGACAAACUCUCCAGUCCACUGCCGGAACUUCCCACAGACCUGGAACCACCUCCAGUGAAUCGAGAUCUCAAGCCCCGUAGGAAAUCACGACCCCCUCCGCUGGAUCUGAGAAACCUCUCCACCAUCCGGGAACACGCUACCUUGACCAGGAUGUGGACUGUGCCUUACAAUCGAACGAGCUUUAUCUCUCCAGAUAGAGACGGUAUUAAUUCAGCAAGAAUAUUUGCCAAUUCCGUUUCCGGAGAAGAGGAAGAAAGUUACAUUCAAAUGGAGCACAGCCAGGCAACAUCUCCAUGCAGUGGUGCUUUCCCAUGGUCAAGGAAGUCCAACCUUGAUUACUUAGCACUGGAUUUUAAUUCCGCUUCCCCAUCCCCUGUACAGAAGAAACCUUUUCUCUCGGAAGAGCAGAGAGUAGACUAUGUCCAGGUAGAUGAACAGAAGACUCAAGCCCUACAGAACACUAAACAGGAAUGGACAGAUGUGAGGCAAUCUAAAGUUUAAAGGAGGAAGGAUUGGGGUUUGGUUUUUUGCACUGGAACAACAUUGUUAACCAAACAGCUGUAACAGCAGAGUUCAAAGGCAGACAGAGUGUAAGAACCUGGUGGUCUCUACAGGAAUCACAUUUUUAAGGGAAAACCUUCAAGUUCAGCUGGAAAUAGUAUGUUGAAUGAGUGGUUUAUAGGAUUAUUAAAGUAACACAUUAAUCUUCUUUGCCACCCCUUGCAAGCAAGUUACAUGGUACAGUUUUAUGGCCUGAUUGCGGGAGCCACACAUUUAAUGGUAACAAAUGCCACUACAUGUUGCAUUUAUCUAUUUAACCCCGCCUUCUCCCUGUAUUAUGUAACUCCUUGUUGCUAAGGCUGUUUUUUGAUAUUCUACAAAUAUGCAGGUGCUAAGGCUGCUUAUAGCUUCUGGUAUCGGACAGGUGUUGGUGACUAAUCGACCAAGGGCUAAAAUACUGAAAUAAUAAAAAGCAGAACUUUUUAAUAUAUAUAUAUAGAGAGAGAGAGAGAGAGUGCUUAAGCAAACAGAGUUUUGGAGAAUAUUUUUCCCCCAGAUAUAAUGUCUGACUUUGAGUGACACUGUUAGAGACUAUAAAUAGGUCUUUGCACUGAUGGAACUGGAAUGCGUGGUAGUCAGCACCCCGACUGACGUUCAUCAUAUUGAAUUUCUUCUUUCUGUUGCGGUUCAUGUCAUCACCGUUUCCAUCCAAUUGCUCCCGAUGUUUUCGCUCUGGUGUGAGGACUUUCUUCAGCACAACACGGCAGCUCCUCUGACAGGAAGCUGCUGACACACAAUUCUUCGCUGGCCAAAAAAUAAAAAAAAGGAAGCUGUGCGUGAGCCUGUUUCUACAAGCCUUGGAAAGGUUGGCAAAAUAUCAAGCAUGUUUUUGUCUGAACUGCAAAAGAAGAAAUGCAAACAAAAUUCCUGAUAACGGUGAUCGACCUGAGCGUUUUGUUAGCCUCAUCCUAGCAAAAGAGGUAAUUAGGAAACACAGUCUUAGUCGGGCACUCAGGUAAUUAUGAGGGAAGGAGCAUUGUUAGGCGAGCAACUCUGCCUUGUAAAACAGCCACUUAAUACACUUCAGUGAUGUGAAGACCUGUAUUCAGGAAGCUUAUUUUCUUUAGUAUUUCUUAUGGGGACAAUCUCAGGAUCAGAUAAGUGUAUGUUUUAUAAUGUAUUUAACUUUAUUAGUUUGCUUAAAAUCCUUAUUUCAAGAUGUGCACAGGCAGUUCAAAUCAAGAAAGUGCAGCACCCUUCAGUUAUCUCAUUGGGUUCAGUCUUGAAGUCUUUACUUAUGCAAGAGAUCCCACUGGUUUUACUGGGACCACUCUUGUGAGCAAGGACCUCAGAAUCAGGAGCUUUAUGAAGGAUUUUCCUUCAUGCUGGAUCCAAACCCACAUUCCUCCUCCUCAUACCUGCUGAUAUCACACUAUGUUACUGUAAAUUAUUGACAUCCAAAAAAUGCUGAAUUACCAAACUGGGAUUAGAAAAAAUGUUGUUUAUGUCAAAGAAAUGACUCUGAUGUCCUUUCAAGCUUCUGUCAUAUGUUUCAUGCAUUUUGUAUUAUUGUCACGCAUUUGGGCCCAUAGGAAGGUUGAAAGCGAUGACUACCUGAUUCUCACUGUACCGCUAGUAGAGGGCAGCUUAGUUGAUGGAAACAUCAUUUUCUCCUACCUCAAGAUAGCUGAAGUGUUUGCAGUUCUUGCUGCUUCAUCAGAGCAAAACACAUUUGUGACUCUGCGAUGAAUGUUUGUUCAGUUUUGCUAGUGAGAAUGACAGGGUUUACCUGUGCAUUUAUUGACUCGGAGGCAAAUCACACACCCCAGUCUGCAGGCACCAAGUGUCAUGGAUUAGAGCUGACUGGAAAAUGGGGUGUUUCUGCCUUCUGCAGAAAAGGUUGACUUUUUGUCCAAAAAAAAAAAAAUUGGCUGAAAAAUGCCAAUUUUGGCCAGAAAGAUAUAGACAAAAGCUCAAUAUUUUCUGCAGAAAGCACGCAUCUAGUGAAAAUUUUAAUUUUGUUGAAAAACCAGUUUUCUGUUGAUAAACAGGUUAGAAAGAGGGAAAUCUUCAACCAGCUUUAUCCUGGAUGCAGUUUUGCUGCAUGAGAGACAGGAUUCAGGGAGCCUGCCUGUGCUCAGUGGUACAGAGCACACCUCUGUGGAGGCUGGCACGGAUCCGAAGUACCACACCUACAAAGAGGUUUGCCUUCCUGCCCAAAAGCAUUCCCUUUAUUUUGAGGAGGUAGGCCUGUGUCUAUUGGGCUAUGCCAGUGUUUCCCAAACUUGGGACACCGCUUGUUCAGGAAAAGCCCCUGGCGGGCCAGGCCGGUUUGUUUACCUGCUGUGUUUGCAGGUUCGGCCGAUCGCGGCUCCCACUGGCCGCGGUUUGCCGCUCCAGGCCAAUGGGGGCUGUGGGAAGCAGCGGCCGGUACGUCCCUCGGGAAACACUGGGCUAUGCAAAUGGUCAGUCGCUGAAUGUGCUUUGUGCAUACUGAAGUACUGACAAGGAAACACAAGACAAGGUGAGCUUUACAGCAAGAGAGCAGCACGCUUAGGAGCAGUGAGAGGUACAAAUCAAAGCAGGUGCUACCCUAGAAGUGGGGGAAUGAAAUUGCAUUACACUGCCUUGGUCCCCAAAUGCUUAGUGAUAGCGAGAUAGCUUCUCAGUCAUUUUAAAGUAAAACUUUAAUAAAAACCAUUCUGUGUUUUACUGGAAUAUGUUCUUCCAUGAUGUAAGAAAAAUACUCUGGAGCAGAAAAAUACAAAGUCAAAAGUUUUAAAGAAAAAUAGAAGGGGAUGUUUUCCCCCACUAUUCUUACUUCUUUGAAAUAUUUAAACUUUGGCAGAUGCACUGAAGGGUCACUGAGGAGUCUAGAAAGUGUCUUUUCUGUCAAUUUUCAGAGUAGCAGCCGUGUUAGUCUGCAUCUGAAAAAAGAACAGGAGUACUUGUGGCACCUUGGAGACUAACAAAUUUAUUAGAGCAUAAGCUUUCAUGGGCUACAGCCCACUUCAUCGGAUGCAUAGAAUGGAAUAUAUAGUAAGAAGAUAUAUAUAGAUAUAGAUACACACACAUACAGAGAAGGUGGAAGUUGCUAUACAAACUGUAAGAGGCUCAUUAAUUAAGAUGAGCUGUUAUCAGCAGGAGAAAAAAACUUCCAUCCCACCAUCAACUUCAGCCUAGACCAAUCCACACAAGCGGUCCAUUUCCUGGACUCUACUGUGCUAAUAAGCGAUGAUCACAUAAACACCACCCUAUACCGGAAACCUACUGACCGCUAUACUUACCUACAUGCCUCCAGCUUUCAUCCAGACCACACCACACGAUCCAUUGUCUACAGCCAAGCUCUAAGAUACAACUGCAUUUGCUCCAAUCCCUCAGACAGAGACAAACACCUACAAGAUCUCUAUCAAGCAUUCUUAAAACUACAAUACCCACCUGCUGAAGUGAAAAAACAGAUUGACAGAGCCAGAAAAGUACCCAGAAGUCACCUACUACAGGACAGGCCCAACAAAGAAAAUAACAGAACGCCACUAGCCGUCACCUUCAGCCCCCAACUAAAACCUCUCCAGCGCAUCAUCAAAGAUCUACAACCUACCCUGAAAAAUGAUCCCUCACUCUCACAGAUCUUGGGAAACAGACCAGUCCUCACUUACAGACAGCCCCCCAACCUGAAGCAAAUACUCUCCAUCAACCACACACCACACAACAAAAACACUAACCCAGGAACCUAUCCUUGCAAAAAAGCCCAAUGCAAACUCUGUCCACAUAUUUAUUCAAGUGACACCAUCAUAGGACCUAAUCACUCUCUUCUUUGGCUGAGGGUCAGUGAUGAGAGUGUUAAAGUAAAUACGGGCUCCUGCUUUCACUAAUCACAUUAGCCACACCAUGAGGGGCUCGUUCAUUGUGCCAGCAAUGCCCCUCUGCCAUGUACAUUGGCCGAACCUGACAGUCUCUACGCAAAAGAAUAAAUGGACACAAAUCUGACAUCAGGAAUCAUAACAUUCAAAAACCGGUAGGAGAACACUUCAACCUCUCUGGCCACUCAGUAAAAGACUUAAGGGUGGCAAUUUUGCAACAGAAAAGCUUCAGAAACAGACUCCAAUGAGAAACUGCUGAGCUUGAAUUAAUAUGCAGACUAGAUACCAUUAACUUGGGUUUGAAUAGAGACUGGGAGUAGCUGGGUCAUUACACAUAUUGAAUCUAUUUCCCCAUGUUAAGUAUCCUCACACCUUCUUGUCAACUUUCGAAAUGGGCCAUCUUGAUUAUCGCUACAAAAGUUUUUUUCUCCUGCUGAUAAUAGCUCAUCUUAAUUAAUUAGCCUCUUACAGUUUGUAUGGCAACUUCCACCUUCUCUGUAUGUGUAUAUAUACAGUAUCUUCUUACUAUAUGUUCCAUUCUGUGCAUCCGAUGAAGUGGGCUGAAGCCCACGAAAGCUUAUGCUCUAAUAAAUUUGUUAGUCUCUAAGGUGCCAGAAGCACUCCUGUUCUUUUUUCCAUCAAUGUUUCUGAGAGAUGGACCCCAACCAUAAACCUGGAUCUGAAUAUCCCUGAACGUGGGUCUAUAUCUAGUACCUCCUGCCUGCCACUGGCCCCACACCUGACCCUGCAAGGCCGUGCUGCUUUUAACCUUCACUUUUUAUCCAGAAACUAACUUUUCCCCCCAUGAUCCAGUGUAGCAAUCCAUUUCCCUCUGAUGUAUGUGGUAACUCUCAUCGGCAUUAACAUGUGGGUAUAAUGUGGGGAAAGCAACUGAGUUUGGGUUUUGGUGAAAGUUAAAAGCAAUGCUGACCGCACCUUGAUCACAAUGAAACGUGUUUUUGCAAACAACUGGGUGUUUCCUUCUUACUCAAACGGAGAGUUCCACAAUGUGACAAACUAGAGUAACAGCGUUAUUUUCCAGUACACUUGUGUAUUAACCUGCUGUUGUUCAAGGUUCCAAUCUGAAUACAGUUGCGCCCCCUUGUAGAUCAGCUAUUCCACCUGUUAGGUAGUUGUAAUUACUAUGGCAUUACAGUGUGUUAUUGUGCCAUCAGAACUCUUGGCAUCACUAUGACCUAACGGCAGGAGAAAAAGGUAUUACAGUGAAAGCAGGAGCCCGUAUUUACUUUAACACUCUCAUCACUGACCCUCAGCCAAAGAAGAGAGGGAAGCGAAAAGCACCUGGAAAUGGGUUUAGCUUUUAACAGUGACACAUCUGAAAACGUUACCUAGUCUGAGAAUCCUUCUUUAGUACUAGUUAUGGGAUCAGCCAAACCGCAGCUUACUGAAGCACAGAAUGCACCCUUCCUUGACUGGGGGCUAAUUCUUUAUUAUUUCGUUAUUUUUAUUUAUUUAUUUUAAAAAAAUUAAGAACACAGAUGAAGAGGGAGGUGUGGCCCCUCAGUGGGGCAAUCUAGCUAACAGCAGCUGGGGCUGUAGUUUCUUUUUAAAUUGUCUUUUGGGGGGAAUCUGCUGAAGGCAUGGUCCGGCACAUGUCCUUCAGCAGUGCCUUAUCCAACCACUUUUUUUUUUUUUAUUUAAGCCAGAGGGGAGCAUUAGACUUUUGUUUAAUUAUAAAUGUAGCUUGGUUCAAUAUAGCAUUCAGAUGAAGUUCAGUAGCAUGGCAAAGUGAAAAGUAAACAAGCAAAGUGGUUUUAGUCCAUGUGCUUCUCAUGAGAGAUCCACGUGGUUGGAAUGUUAUGUUGAUCAGUUGUAUUUUUCCAAGCAAUUGGACACAGCAGGUUUAUGAGCGAGAGCAUUAAUGUCUACUCAUCAGAAAAAGGAAAACUGUUUCCCCCAGUGUCUUCCUUUGCCUGAGAGUGCUAUCCCUUAACGAGGCAGGAUCCCUUCUAAUCAACCACACGGUGCUCUGAAGAAUCUGCCAUCCCAUUUGUAAAUCUUUGUUAGCGUGAGCUGAUCUGCCUUUGUGAAUAGCAGGCUGAUACAGGAUGGACCAUACAAUUCUAACUCCUUAAUUUGGGCCAAACCCCGCUGUUUUUACUCAGGCAGAACUUCUGCUGACCUCAGUAGAGACAGCAGAUUUGAACUAUUGUUUCUCAAUUUCUGUGAGUAUGUCCGCACUGCAGCUGGGAGGUGGGAUUCUUAGUGUGGGCAGACAGACUCACGCUAGCCCGCUAAAAUAGCAGUGUGAAAUUGACAGCGGCUCCGGCUAGCCAUCUGAACUCAGAACCCUGGGGCAAAUGGGCUUGGACUUGGGCAGCUAGCCCCAGCUGCUGCCCAUGCCGCAACAUCCACGCUGCUAUUUUUAGCAUGCUGGCUCAAGCUGAGCUAGCACAGGUCUGUCUGCCUUUGCUGGGAAUCACACCUCCCAGCUGCAGCAUAGACAUCCCUUGUAUGCUACAAUACAGUACGGUGCUCAUUCAACAAAGCACUUGAGCCCCAGCUUAAUCACAUGCUUAAGGCCUUUGCUGAGCAGGGAGGGAUUUAAGUGCUUGCUUAAAAUUAAGCACAUGCUCAGAUUCUUUCCUGUGUGGGGCUUAAGCCAUAUUCUGCAGUCUAUAUGAUUUGAGCAAGGAUUUGCAGGACCCCAGGACCCUUUUGCUCAGAAGGAUAAAAUAUAUUUUUCACUUAUUUCUAAGGCCACCAUCACAUGCAGCAGCAUUAAUUACAUUAGAGGCAGAAAUGAUUGCAUUAUAACUGAAAAAUCUCAACAUGUUUCUAACUCAAGACCAGUGUUUUCAAUCAGUUCACUUCAGCCAGGGGUAGAGCUCCUUCUUUUCACUGUUGCUAGUGCUGUAAUAGAUGUGGGUUUGGGGACUGCAUUCAUUUUAAAUAAUUCAGUGGCUUAGGAAUUAAAAGACCAUCAGAUGCUGUGAUCAGAAUGAAGUGCAGGGCAAUGCCUUUUCUUUGUUCCCCUGUUCUGCAGAAUUCCUCAGGUUAAAAAAAAAAAAAGUCACCAAAAUAACAGACUUUUUUCAAUUUCAAAGCCAGGGUAUUUGUUGUUCAAAUAAAAAUAAAUAAAUAAAUGAAGUCUUGUGCAAACAAAGCAUUACACUUUGUAUAUGUAAAUCUUUGGGAAAGCAUUAAAACAGUCAUCUCUGGUAUGAAGGAUUAAAAGUCAUUAAACAGAGGAGAGCGACUCUGUCUUCCUGCUGUUUCAUUGUGAUGUUUGUUGUAUAUAUUUGCACAUUAAACUGUGUUCCUUUUUUUCUAAUAAACUAAGAUAAAAUUUAA